AUGAGGGCGUCCAUAGUGCCCGAACCAGAAGUACGCGUCAUCAGCCCACCGGAUAAACCCAGCUUCGAUGAUGGACGGCAACCGCAGACCGAGGGCGCCUCCCUUUCCGGCGUCACUACCCAUCGGGCAUUGUCCAGGCGGCGCAGCUCAUCUGUCGGUAGCCUCAGCGAAGGCAGCGGAGGCGUGAGGCGAACGCCUGCUGGGUCCGUUUUGGAAAUUCAUUCCUCGCGUCAUUCAUGGAAGGGGCCAAAUGUCGCGGAUGGCGGUGCGACUUCCCAGGACCUAAAAGGCAACGUCAUAGUGGCGCCUGCGGAACUGAUGUCGCUUCGCAGGCCCUUAAAGAGGAGCCACAGCAAGCUCCAAAGUACUGCUUUGAAAACUUCGUCGUUGUUGUCGUCGUCAUCAUCCUCGAAGAAGAAAUGGACCAAACACGAAGGAGCGAAACAAGAAGGGACUACCGAAGCUCACUCUGAGAAAGAUGCUACCAAACCUGGAACGAGCAGCUCUUCGGGAAAGACUCUCCGGACAUCAACGGCUUCGGCAACUGGACUGUCAGUGACCAAAGCUGAGCAUAAUGAGGCGGCUGAUCACACACAACCGAGGCCAAGCUCCUAUGCAGCCAGAUCCAAGGGCCUGCCCGAGAAGGAUGCUAACGCCAAAACACAGGCCGAGAAAGGUCAUGCCAAGUCCAGAACAAGCAGCUUUUCAGAAGCGACACGUAGAACAUCGACGGCAUCGACAACUGGACCGUGUGCACUAGGAGCUGCAGUGUCCGCGGUACACGACGAAGUCCGACCUGCUGCCCCGGCGCCUGUGGCUGCUAAGAUAACCGGGACAACAGUUGAUCCUGCCUCCACGAAGGAAAGCCACCGGUCUUCGUCAUCGACAAUUAUGCCUGGCGUGACGGUGUCCAAGGACCAUGCGUCGUCUAGAUCCCACAAAAGACGGGCUUCCUCGAGCAGACGUGAUUCCUCAAGACGGGUUUCCAAAAGCACGGCAUCUGAUGGUCCAGCUGUAGCGGCGGUGAGCCAUGGCCAAGCUCCUGCUCAUGCACCGGGAGAGGAGGAAGUCAUUUCCAAGGCGCCAAGUUCGGCGCUGGCUCCACAUAGCAAACCACCGGACACAAUGAUUGCGGCCUCGACGACCAGAUCUCAAAACCAGCCGUCUUGUUCGGUCGCCGCCCCGGUUCGCAUUGCCGCUCCUGCAGUGAGCCAGGAAGUUGUCGUUCCACAUACGUCGCGUAACGGGAAGGCCUCCGAGGCGGCGGCCUAUGCUUCGGCUCCGUGGAAGAUCCAGUGCGCCGCCCCGUCAGCGACGUCUAGCGGCGAGGACGACAAGAUGGCGAGCCGAGACAAGGACGUGGCUAGAGGCGGGAAGGCUGCCGUGGAUGAGCAAACGACCAGCCACCAGCCCGCCGGCUCAAACUGA
Messenger RNA from Dermacentor albipictus, 1428 nucleotides. RefSeq names its product prophage side tail fiber protein homolog StfR-like. The record is from RefSeq and is a predicted model, not a curated record. NCBI's taxonomy places the organism in Eukaryota, Metazoa, Arthropoda, Arachnida, Ixodida, Ixodidae.